AUGAAAAAAGCUUUAAUUUUAUUUGCCUUCAUAAUCGCUUUCGCGUUUACCGCCACUGCUCAAAACGGAAAAUCUUUCGGUAAAUUCGGUAAUGCACCACCUGGUGGCAAUUUCGGUAAAACACCACCUGGUGGCAAUUUCGCGGCUAAUCCACCGGCUAAUAGUGAUGCAGACUUUGCCAAAGACUCUUUAUCUGGUGGUGCAAAUGGACAAGUUUGCAAUGUCUCAAAAAUCAAAACUAAAACAAACGGUAUUCAAUUAAAAAACGGUGGUCAAUCCUGUGCCGAUACCCAACUAGGAGAAAUUCCUGAUGUUAACCAGAUGGUCUCAUCAAUUAUUUCUGAACCAGGAAGUGGCCAAGUCUUAAAAGCAAAUACUCCUUUCACAGUCUCUGUAACCACUCUUAAUUUGGCGCUUGGAAACUUCGAUGAUCCAAAUACCGAAUAUUAUAAAUUUUCACAACAAUUAAACAACCAGGGUUUAAUCAAGGGACAUCAACAUGUUACAAUUCAGCAGUUGAAAUCUAACACCUCACCGCCAGAUCCGAAGGUAGUAGCCUUUUUCAAAGGAUUGAACGAUAAAGGCGAUGGUAAAACUUUAAGUACAGAAGUAACGACUGGCUUGCCAGCUGGAGACCAUCGUAUUUGCACAAUGAGUUCCUCGUUCGCACAUCAACCUCUUAUAAUGCCUGUCGCUCAACGUGGCGCUCAAGAUGAUUGUAUUCGAGUUACAGUUGUUUAA
Ambispora gerdemannii is the source of this 741-nucleotide messenger RNA. Lineage: Eukaryota; Fungi; Glomeromycota; Glomeromycetes; Archaeosporales; Ambisporaceae. The record is from the annotation of a GenBank genome assembly.